AUGGUUUCAUCAGAAGUUUCCCAGAAUUUUUGGCACCGAGACCGUCGAGGCGGCGACGCUGGCCGAGAGCGUGAGAAGGAUCCGAAGAUCUUUGUGGAGAAAGGUGGCAUUGGCUUCUUUGUCAAUAUUCCUGGACAAAAAGAAGCAAUCGUCUUCACUACAAGCCAUAACUUCAUAGAUGAGAACGUCAAAAUAACUCAAAAUCUCCGAGCCUGGUCGUCUGACCUUGGGGAGCAGCAUAAAGGGGGGGAAAUCCUUAAGCCGGAUACACGGACCAGUGAAGUCUUUUCAACCACACCUAACGAACAGUCUGCAAUCGAUGAUUUCGGCAUCCUUAUGAUUCCCAAGAGCAACAACCCUCCUCCUCCUAGGACGGCUUUUGAAUUCGCUAUGAGACUGGCCGAGGAGGAGAGACUAGAAGGAAUCUGCAGAAUCUCUAGCUAUUUGACAACUGCCAAGGCUGACAAGCCGCCUACACGCAUUGCAGAGCGAAUUUUCAGUCCUAUCCUGAAACAGCAUCAGCUUGAGUAUCUUAUUUGGAGGCUGGUUAAGACGGCCCCCAAGUACACUUGA
Messenger RNA from Fusarium venenatum, 573 nucleotides. The record is from RefSeq and is a predicted model, not a curated record. NCBI's taxonomy places the organism in Eukaryota, Fungi, Ascomycota, Sordariomycetes, Hypocreales, Nectriaceae.